Messenger RNA from Helicoverpa zea (corn earworm), 5920 nucleotides. RefSeq lists its product as uncharacterized. NCBI's taxonomy places the organism in Eukaryota, Metazoa, Arthropoda, Insecta, Lepidoptera, Noctuidae. The transcript is spliced from 44 exons. The record is from RefSeq and is a predicted model, not a curated record. Gene Ontology annotation, molecular function: protein-containing complex binding. The coding region runs from base 16 to 5817 and encodes 1933 amino acids.
GAUAUAAUAUCAAUUAUGCCUUAUAAUCUGAUAUUUGGAAAAAGACCUGGCUUCGAAUCCGUUAUAUUAUUUGGAAGGUGGUUAGCAAUAGGAAGAAUUUACAGACUAUUUAUCUACUUUCAAGAAAUUAAUGAACAUAUGCGUAAAUCCCGGCGGUUUCUGUUCUUCUGCGAACAAUUCCUGGUAACGGCAUUAGUACUUCAUGCGAGUACUUGCAUGUGGUACUCGUUACAUCGCCCGCCAGAAAUGGAACACACUUGGUACAAUCUGGGAUAUCCUCCGCACGUUCUUAUAAAAUUAUGUAUUAACAGUUACAGGACAAGUUGGUACUAUUGUACUUGUCGUUUCUUCAAUGUGGUAUUCGGAGAUUCUUUUCCUAUGUCGAGCUUACAAAAGUGGUUGACGUCAAGCCUGAUGCUCGUCGGCUAUGUGUUCUUCCGAUAUCGUUUUAUUGGCACUCUCGCCUGGGAACUGGUCAUAGAAAAAACAAGAAGAUCCAACUUUGUGGACAAUUACCAUCACAUGAUAAACUACCUAAAGUUCAGCAGGGCGCCAUCUUGGCUCGUAGAUCAAUGCAAGAACUAUAAGCUCCAACUGUGGAAGAUGAAGGCCGGGAUACUGACAUCGCAACACCUACAGAAACUGCCUCUGCCAUUACAGAUGGAACUAAUCUUCGACAUUAACGUCGGGAAUUUCCAUAACUCCAUGCUAUUUAGAGAGACUAAGGAAUCGUUUAUGCGUCAGAUAUCCCUAUUGAUGCGCCAUGAGUUGUACUUGGCUGGGCAGCAUAUUUGGAGUCAGGGUGUUGUGAAGAGUGGCAUGAUAUGUAUCAAGCGAGGCGUCAUUGAAAUGUUGUCCGAUGAAGAUGAUGAGAGUCCCAUGAUUGCCUUUAAAGACGGAACUGUGCUUGGCGAGUUAAGCUUGUUCUACUCAAUCCCAUCCAAAGUUACAGUAAAGGCGGCUACUUAUGUUGAGCUACAGGUUUUAAAAAGAACCGACUUCAUGCGAGUUAUCGCGGAGCAUCCCUGCAUGUUUGAACUCAUACGCAAGAAAAUUGGCGAUAGACUCAACAGCUCGAGAACAAGACAGGAGGCAAUAGAGAAUUACGACCAAGGUGACUCGAGACUCAUUCGAACCCGCUACCGGCCCAUGAAAGUGCUUAAAGACAGGUUAGCCGGCAUUGAAGAAGAGGACCCCACGUUUGUAGACGAUUCUCACAUGUAUUAUAGAGACGAGAACAACGAACGUCAGCCAAAAUUCACGUCGGAAUACUUGGAGCUAUAUCAAAUGUCCAGAAACGUUACCACGAUAGAUGCGCCUCAUAUUUGUCUUACAUCCAACUUCCCUUGGAUACUGAUCCCCGACACUGACUUCACUCGCAUGUUCGACGUGGCACAUUUCGCAAUGGUGCUGUACGUAUGUUUCAUGACGCCUUUCUCGGCACUACAGAAUUAUCAAUCGGAUGCUGAGACUGUGCUCUCGACUAUAGUGGUCGCUGGGUUGCUGUUGAACAUUUAUAUACAGCUUACUACUGCCACUUCUGAAAAGAAUAAAAGAAAAGAGACAGUUAAAGAAAUAGCUGAAAUGAAAAUGGCAUCAUUUGGUUUCUACUUGGAUAUAAUAUCAGUGUUCCCUGUGUCUAUAUUCACGGACACCUUGGACCCUCAGGGGGAGACGGUGGCCGGUCAAGUAGCCUUGCUCUUUCCUAUACUGCAAGUUUGGCAUCUAUGGGACUACCUGAAUAAAUGGGCUCAAAGCUUUGAGAGUCACGUCAAGUUGCUGAUCCUGAUAAAAUUUGGCUUGAUUUUCAUUAUAUUUUCGUACUGGUCAGGAUGUCUUCUGUACCUAUUCGCCUGUCCUAGGAAAUUGUGUCGUGAGAACACGUGGAUGUCCCAACUGAUAUACUGGGAGACGAAGGUGUUCAUGACGAAUGAAGCCCGUCACGAGAGUCCUAUGAAAACGUCGUUUUUGUUCGGAACUUCUGUGUUCACUGGCUUCGGAAGUUCUGAAGUUGCACCCGGAGAAGAGGAUCUUUUAAUUGUAAUAAUGAUUUUCGUACUGGGAUCAUAUCUGGUCGUUUACUAUACUGCAAAGAUUUGCAGUUCUUACUUGUUGGCGACACAGAGAAAGUUGAAGUUUAAGGAAUCCAUGAGGGAGUUGUUUUAUUUCCUCUCCGUAAAUCACGUUAGUGGAAAAAUCAAAGCGCGAGUGAAAAAGUUCUUCUGUGUGCAAUGGUAUUACAAUCGUGCUGUAUCUACUGAAGAAAUAUUCGAGGAUAUGUCCACAAACAUCCAACAAGAAGUACUGUCGAUAGAAAUGGUGGAAACUUUGCGUUUCUGCCCACUUUUCCGGGUGCACAACAGGGACUUUCUUCAAACCGUGGCGAGCAAUACGAGGAAACUGGUACUGCCUGAUAAUGAGGUCGUGCAACAUGCUGCCGAUAUCGGCCGGGAUAUGUAUAUCUUGCAAAAAGGUCACUGUAAUUUGCUAAACAAUCUUGGCAAAAGACAUAUGACGAUAGGUCCUGGCACACAUUUUGGCGUUGUGGAAAUGUUAUUCGGGUUACCAAAGGUAUACACGGUGGUGACGUCGACAAACUGCAUAUUACUGCAUGUGGAAUACAGUGCGCUGGUGCAGUGCUGGGGCACGUUCCCAGACAUUAGUCACCCCAUUAUCACGGUUUUGGAAGAUCCUGAAGUAAAAGCCAAGGCUGUGGCAUUUGAAGACGCAAAGCCUCUAACUGGUCGAAUUGAUGUCAAAACUAACAGGAUUGCACAAGAGAUAAAGGAAAGUUUCGUAGUACUCACAGGUAGAGAAGCGAGGGCCCACUACGUGAAGACAUUCGACAAGUUAGGCGUACUGAGACACCUCAGGUAUAUCUUCAUGCCGGGAUGCAUUACUCCCCAUGGAAUGUUCUUAAAGUUCUGGUGUGGCGUGCGCUUCGUAGUCGCCUUGUUCUACAUAUUCACUGUACCGUACGAUAUUGCUACGAAACAACACAAACACAGUGGACUAUACAAUUAUGCGGACGUCGUCUUAUACAUAGACAUAGUCAUAAUGGCGUAUGUUGCGUACUACAAUGAGAAAUCCUUGCUCGUCACACACCCACUCCUGACAGUGUCCCGAUAUUUGAGCCAUUCCUUCUUAAUGGACAUCAUUAGUGUCUUCCCGGUUGAAGAAGUCUUCAGAAUAGUAAAUGACAAUUCAGAUAUGGAUUUGUACAGAUUGAAUCGAAUGCUUUUGGUGACUAGAAUAACAGGUGCUUUCGCGUACUGGGAGAGUGAUAUAAUGCGAGUAAAUCCAGCCAUAGUGUUGUUGAAGUUCCUGCCUAUAGCCCUGACAAUUGUGAACUUUGUCACAGCGUUCAUCUUCGUGAACGCGUGUGAACCCUACUUGCCUCCAGAGUCGCGUUACAUAUUAGUCAAUUGUACGAAGAUAUUCAUCAUUUCUAGUGUUAGACAUGAGCAGAGAUAUGCGGUUACUGAAUACGUAUACACGUUCUACUGGGUUUACGAGAUAUUUGUGGGCUUGGGCUGCACUCCGAUCAGUAUGCCUAACACCGUCGACUUCUGGCUGAUGAUGUGUCUGCAGAUCGUUGGCUUCAUGUACUUUGCCUUCAUGUUUGGGUAUGUAGCGUCUACGCGGUCGACAGCCGCACAAGCCUUGUUGGAACAUAAUGAAAAAACAAGGGAUCUAGCCAACUUUCUGUACCAGCAGAAUGUGGAUCCAAUGCUUACCGUAAAAUCGUUGAAAUAUUUUGAAUAUGUGUGGAUGAGGACGAACGGCAGUAAUCCUCAGAGAAUCUGUCGUCGCCUAAACUCGGCGCUAAUGGAAGACACAUUAGUAUUCAUGUACGAGCGUGCUCUGAGGGAAGUGCCCCUGUUCGGCAAGGUGGAGAGGUCAUUCAUCAGGGUCGUCACGCAGCACGUCAACGAGAUGUACCUGCUGAAGGGAGACACCGUCAUACAGUGCAGGGACAUACAGCCUUACAUCUACAUCAUUUAUCGGGGAAAGGUUGAUGUUUUGACGUCAUAUAAUGAAAUGAUAACAUGCAUGGGUCCAGGUGGAAUGUUUGGGAAUUUUACUGGUCAACCAACAUCAUGUUCCGAAGUGACGAUAUACGCGAGUCGGAGCCUCGAUUUACUAGUUAUACCAAGUGUGACUUUCUUCAACUUGGUCAAAUAUUAUCCCAAGAUUCAGGACCCUUUGAACAAGGCUUUCGAAAUGUCUAGAGAUUACAUCUUGCCUAUUAACAUGGAUAAUGAUGACGAUGAAUCUUCAGACGAAUCUACAUUUGACCUUUCAUCGAUAGAGUCGGGCGCCGAUUCUAGAAGUGGAUCCAGUAGAUUUGAUAUCUCAGGGACAGUGCCGAUGAGCGUGUCACAGUCUAACGUGAGCCAGUCGAAGUCGUCUGCGAGUGUGUCCACGUUUCACAGCUACUCGCACGCCUCUAAUCUGCUGCGUCCCGGAACGUUCAUGUUUCAGAGUUACGGCUACUUAUCAUGUACGAUUGUAACAAUACACUAUGUGAUCGGUCUGUAUGACCUGGUGACUCUAAAUGACUGCUACUUUUUCCUCUGGGCACAUGCACUGUUGGACAUCUACUUCUAUGGCAAAAUUUAUCUCACUAUGCAUCAGGGUUAUGUGAGCAAGCACGGAGAGCUCGUACUGGAGGGCCCUAAGACUCGCCACAGAUAUUUAAAGCAUAGAUUCUGGGUGUGCUCCGACGUAGUAGCCAAUUUCCCCCUGGAAUUCCUCGGCUUUUGUUUUCCGAAUACCGUGAAGGCUAUGCAUUAUUUACGCGCGAUCAAGCUUCUAAGACUGAAGUAUUUGUUUGAAUUCUAUCGGGAUACGUCUCGUGAACUCACCAAUAACCUUACCACGCUUCAGGCGGCGAUGACAAUAAUAGGGGUCGUGAUAGUGAUACAUACUUUUGCCUGCUUAUGGCUGGUGGCAAUGAUUGGAACAUCUCCUAUUAGCAUGAUUCGGACACUCAAGGUUCACCUUAUAGAUGAAGAGACGCCACAACUCCGCUGGGACUACGUGACGUCAUUCUACGUGAUAGUAGCCAUGCUGACCACCACUGGCAGUGAUGAGUUUUCCAUCGAAGAGGUUUUGCCCAUGAGCAUACUGGCCGUAGUUCUGGUCUGCGGUAAAAUGUUAGCAGCGAUCGUAGUGGCAGCGUCCAUACAACUGGCUUAUUCAAACAAGUAUGCUUUAACCGCCUAUGAGAAAGUGACGAGGGAACUUAUUGAUAUGCUGAAGAAUCAAGGACUUUCAAAUUACCAACUGAAGAAGUUUUGGAAAUACAUUCAACAGCUUUGGGUAACGGAGCGUGGACGACAGUUGCCAAUCUUAUUGUCUCAAACACCGUAUGUACGUCGCUGUGACCUGAUGUCAGCGAUGUUUGGUCAUCACUUGAGGAGUUGCUACAUCUUCGCCGACACUGGAGAAGCGUUUCUAAGACAACUGACUGUCGCUCUUGACUAUACUAUUUUCUUCCCUGGUAACUACAUAGUAGUGGCUGGCGACAGCGAAGCUCGCAUGUACUGGGUGGCAUCAGGGUCGGUGUCAGUCGUAUCAGUCCGGGCCGACCUUACUGAGAUCACCCAUGAGCUGCUCGGGACAGGAGACGUGUUCGGCAUACUGCAGGGCAUGAACCGAGGCAUCUCUCACUGCUUCUCGUAUAGAGCUGAGACCAAGGUAAGCAUUUUAACGCUAAGCAUGGAUUCGUGGAUCGACAUUUUACGAUUUUUCCCUGAAGCGAAGAAAAUGAUACUGGAAAGAUCGGAAGUUUUAUUUACACAGAUAACUUAAAAUAUCGUAUUUUAGUACAGAUAUUCGAAAUGUUUUUCGAAUUAUGAUGGCAUAUUCAUGCAAUUCCAUUAUGUUUACUAUACAAAUAAAAAUGUACGUAGGA